GUACUGCAGUACAGAUCUAUGACCAAACACGGGAGAAGUAGUUUUAAAUAAUAUACAUAAUUUUCGUUAAUACUUCAUAAGCACACUAUACCGUUUGCUGUAAUGAACAAAGACACGCCAUGUUAGUUUUAAAUCAGCAUCGGUCUUUGAUCUGUACAAUCGGAUGACACUGAAACCGGCGAUCGGUAAAACUUGACAUGGUAUGAGCGCUCACCUGAGGGUCACGUGACUAUCCACAACCCGACCACAAAGAUGGCGGCCGGUAGAGUUGCUCUAGUUACAGGGGCAAAUGCGGGUCUUGGUCUAACUCUGUGUGAACGCCUCCUGUCGGAACACAAAGGUUUGAAACUGUGCCUCGCAUGUCGGAACAAGCUGAGAGCAGAAGUAGCGCAAGAAGCUCUGAAACUGUCCCACCCUGAUGCAGACAUCGCCAUCAUUAUUGUGGACACAUCAAGCCUGAAGUCAGUCUACAGGGCAGCCAAGGAGAUAAAACACAGGUACAGCCGCCUCGAUCUCCUCUUCCUCAAUGCAGGCAUCAUGCCAGUCACUGGCUUCAACUGGUCCCACUUCAUCAAGGGCGUCUUCUCCAGUGACUGUGUGCACAUGCUGACUACCGCACAGGGUUUGCUGAAGCAGGCUGACUUCACCACGGAGGAGGGAUACCGCAACAUCUUCACAACUAACCUGUUCGGACAUUUUGUACUGAUUAGGCAGCUUGAAGACAUCAUAGGUUGUACCGACAAGCCAGGUCACAUGACACAGGUUGUCUGGACAUCGUCCAGCGCUGCCUUGAAGGACAAUUUUGACAUUAAAGAUAUACAGCACAAGAACGGAUGUGACCCCUACAGUUCAUCUAAAUAUGCCACAGACAUGAUCAGUGUGGUGCUCAAUGACAAACUCAACCACAAGGGCAUCUACUCCCACAGCGUGUGCCCUGGGCUGGUCAUGACGAACCUCACCAAUGGCAUCAUGCCGCCCUGGUUCUGGACCAUAAUGUGGCCUAUUAUAAUGCUGGUCCGGUUGUUCGUACCCAGCACAAACUAUGACACGUACAAUGGCUGCGAGGCUCAGAUGUGGCUCUCCAUCAACAACCUACAACCCUGAAUAGUCAUGUCAAGUUCUGUAGCGAGACCUCAGUGUUUGGACAAAGAUCUGUCAAACAGAAGAAGUUGACCAUUGACUCGGAGGAGGCCGAGUCUCUCUACACACAGCUGGAGUCUCUGGAGAGGGAGUUCCAACAACAACACAACACAUCUUGACAAUAGCACAACACAUCUCCCCAGUACCACUGGAGAGCUGGUCAAAAUUAUGACACAUCUGAAACAAAUCUUGACAAAAGCUCAAUAUGUCAACAAAGGUAUAACACAUUUGGACAAUAGUACAACACAUCUUGACAGGAUGAUAUAUCUGGACAACAGCAUGACACAUCUGGACAGGAGCACAAAACAUCUUAACAAUAGCACAACACAUCUUGACAAUAGCACAACACUUCUUGACAGUGCCGUUGGAGAGCUUGUCAAAAUUAUGAUGCAUCUGUAAAACAUCUUAACAAUAGCACAACACAUCUAGACAAUGGCACGACACAUGGACAGUAUAUAGAACAACGCAUCUAGUGCAACACAUGGACAAUAGCACAACACGUCUAGACAAUAGCACAACACGUCUAGACAAUAGCACAACACAUAUGGACAAUAGCACAACACAUAUGGACAAUAGCACAACACAUAUGGACAAUAGCACAACACAUGGACAAUAGCACAACACAUCUAGACAAUAGCACAACACAUGGACAAUAGCACAACACAUGGACAAUAUAUAGCACAACACGUCUAGACAAUAGCAUAACACAUAUGGACAAUAGCACAACACAUGGACAAUAGCACAACACAUGGACAAUAUAUAGCACAACACGUCUAGACAAUAGCACAACACAUGGACAAUAGCACAACACGUCUAGACAAUAGCACAACACAUGGACAAUAGCACAACACAUGGACAAUAUAUAGCACA
Molecule: messenger RNA, 2010 nt
Organism: Haliotis rubra (blacklip abalone)
Lineage: Eukaryota; Metazoa; Mollusca; Gastropoda; Lepetellida; Haliotidae
Product: 3-keto-steroid reductase/17-beta-hydroxysteroid dehydrogenase 7-like
Exons: 10
Coding region: 253-1104 (283 amino acids)
Biological process (GO): cholesterol biosynthetic process
Cellular component (GO): endoplasmic reticulum membrane
Molecular function (GO): 3-beta-hydroxysteroid 3-dehydrogenase (NADP+) activity
Source: RefSeq, a predicted model, not a curated record